CGUCUCUCAUCAUCCCUAUUCUCAUGCGUUCCUUUUCUUUCAGCUAUUGGUUGCGUUACAUAUGGCGACAACCACCACUUCAACAAUAGACGAUGAUCUCCAGUCUCUUCUCUCCGAGCAACGUCGUGAACUCAUGGCGGCGCAAUCUCUUGAUUCCGACUUAGACUUCGCUUUCCAACUCCAACUCCAAGAAGCCAUCAACGCUUCCCUCUCCCUCCACCCUUCCUCUUCAACGUCGCGACAACCACAACAGCAACCACAAUCCGCACCUUCAUCCGACCAAAACGACACUGUUUCGUUACCUUCCCUCCUAUCGGAAGAGAUCACAAAACUUGAACAAGAAAUAAACGACCGAAAACAAUCCGAAUUCGAAACACAAAAAAUUAAAGAAGAUCUCCACCGUCGGGUUCAUGAUCAGAAAUUAGCGCGUGAGAUUUUGAGAAUUCCGGAGCCUGAGUGGCGCCAGUGGGGUGAUAAUUUUGAGAAACCUUAUGGAGAGGGCAGCAGCAGCAGCAGCAGCAGCGGUGCUUCUAGAAGCGUUCAGAAUAGUGAUAGUGUGUUUAGAUUGUAUUUUAAGGGAUUGAUAUGUGAAGAGAAUGUGAGGGAUAAAAAGGAGAAUUUGGCUGGGAUUGGAGUUGCAAUUUGUGAUCCUGUUGAUAAUUUAGUGUUUGAGAUAAGGAAGCCUUUGGUUGGGAAUGGAAUGGGUAGACAAGUUGCUGAGACAAAGGCUUUAAUUGAAGGGCUAAAUGCUGCUCUUGCCUUGGAGCUUAAGAGGAUUGUGAUUUAUUGUGAUUAUUAUCCUCUUUAUCAAUUUAUUAUUGGAAGAUGGCCGCCAAAGCAGCGCAAGGUUGCAAUGUUAGUCAAUCAGGUGUCUUUUCUUCAAAAGAAAUUCACAUACUGCAGGACCACUCUUGUGCCACGUAGUAGUAUCAAAUAUGCAUUUAAACUUGCAAAAGAUGCAAUAGAUUCUCAGGUCAGAAGGCCUGCAGAUUCAAGUCGUGGCAAGACUCUUCAGGAGACUUGCGUUAUUUGUUUGGAAGAUACGGAUGUCAAACGCAUUUUUUCAGUUGAUGGAUGCCGGCAUCGGUACUGCUUUUCGUGUAUGAAACAGCACGUGGAAGUGAAGUUGCUUCAUGUCAUGUUGCCUAAAUGUCCUCAUGAUGGCUGCAAGUCAGAGCUUACUGUUGACAGCUGUAGGAAAUUCUUGACACCUAAGUUAAUUGAGAUAAUGAGCCAGAGAAUGAAAGAAGCUUCAAUUCCUGCAUCAGAGAGGAUUUACUGCCCAUACCCCAAGUGCUCAGCGUUAAUGUCGAGAAAUGAGGUUUCUGAUGGUUCUGAACGUUCCGGUGCUCGGAAAUGCUUGAAAUGUCAUGCCCUUUUCUGUAUUAACUGCAAGGUCCCCUGGCACAGUAAUAUGACUUGUGGUAUUUACAAACUGCUGAACCCUAACCCGCCUGGAGAAGAUGGGAAACUGAAGUCUCUUGCUACAAAGAAUCUAUGGCGCCAGUGCGUGAAAUGCAACCACAUGAUUGAGCUUGCCGAAGGUUGUUAUCACAUGACUUGCAGAUGUGGGUAUGAGUUUUGCUAUAAUUGUGGAGCUGAGUGGAAGGACAAAAAGGCAACAUGUUCUUGUCCAAUCUGGGAUGAAAACUAUAUAUUGCAUGAUCAAAAUGGAUUAGACUCCGAUGAAGAAGAUGAUGAUCUCGAGUUUGAUGAUGACAAUGAUGAUGAGUACGAGUUCUAUCGCCAUGAUUAUGACUCGGAUUCUGAUGAUUAUUUCUUGUAAAUGUAAAAAAUUUACACACCAACCUGCAUCUUUCUCUUGUUUUGUCUGCGACAGUGUUCGUGUGUGUAAGGUCGCAAUAUAUUUUAACUGUUUAAACACGUAGCUGGGAUUCUUUGCACUUUUUAAGUGGUUGAUGGACAAGGUUAGACUUGUUUUUUCUCUUUCUACUAAUUCAAUAUUUUCCUUUU
Molecule: messenger RNA, 1974 nt
Organism: Ricinus communis (castor bean)
Lineage: Eukaryota; Viridiplantae; Streptophyta; Magnoliopsida; Malpighiales; Euphorbiaceae
Product: E3 ubiquitin-protein ligase RSL1
Exons: 3
Coding region: 62-1786 (574 amino acids)
Biological process (GO): ubiquitin-dependent protein catabolic process; protein polyubiquitination; positive regulation of proteasomal ubiquitin-dependent protein catabolic process
Cellular component (GO): ubiquitin ligase complex; cytoplasm
Molecular function (GO): ubiquitin conjugating enzyme binding; nucleic acid binding; zinc ion binding
Source: RefSeq, a predicted model, not a curated record